Messenger RNA from Oryza sativa Japonica Group (Japanese rice), 3218 nucleotides. Its product is annotated as receptor-like protein kinase HSL1. Gene Ontology annotation, molecular function: protein kinase activity; ATP binding; protein binding. Gene Ontology annotation, biological process: protein phosphorylation. The record is from RefSeq and is a predicted model, not a curated record. NCBI's taxonomy places the organism in Eukaryota, Viridiplantae, Streptophyta, Magnoliopsida, Poales, Poaceae.
CUCCACCACCUCCACCAUGGCGCCGCUCCACCGGCGGUUGCUCCACCUCGCCGUCGUGUUCGCCGGCCUCCUCCUGCCGGGCGUCCGCGCGGGCACCGGCGGCGCCGCGUCCGGCGACGCGGGCGCGCUCCUCGCCGCCAGGGCCGCGCUCACGGACCCGACCGCCGCGCUCUCGGCAUGGCGCGGCGACGACCUCUGCCGCUGGCCGCACGUGGCGUGCGACGCCGCGGCCGGGAACGCUGCCGUCUCCGACGGCGUCGUCGCGGGGCUCUACCUCGGCGGUCUGUACCUCGCCGGGGGGUUCCCCGUCGCGCUCUGCUCGCUGCGGUCGCUGCGGCACCUCGACAUGUCGUCGAACGACCUCACGGGCCCGCUUCCCGCCUGCCUCGCGGGGCUCCAGGCGCUCGAGACGCUCAACCUCGCGUCGAACAACUUCUCCGGCGAGCUCCCGGCGGCCUACGGCGGCGGGUUCCCGUCGCUGGCGGUGCUCAACCUGAUACAGAACCUCGUCUCCGGCGCGUUCCCGGGGUUCCUCGCCAACGUAACCGCGCUCCAGGAGCUGCUGCUCGCCUACAACUCGUUCUCCCCGUCGCCAUUGCCGGACAACCUCGGCGACCUCGCCGCGCUCCGCGUGCUUUUCCUCGCCAACUGCUCCCUCACCGGUAGCAUCCCUCCUUCCGUCGGGAAGCUGACCAACCUCGUCGAUCUGGACCUCUCGAGCAACAACCUCACCGGUGAGAUACCACCGAGCAUCGUGAACUUGAGUUCUUUGGUCCAGAUAGAGCUCUUCUCCAACCAGCUCUCCGGCAGGAUUCCGGCGGGGUUGGGCGGCCUCAAGAAGCUCCAGCAACUGGACAUCUCGAUGAACCACAUCUCCGGCGAGAUACCGGAGGACAUGUUCGCCGCGCCGAGCCUGGAGAGCGUGCACAUGUAUCAGAACAACCUGACCGGGCGGUUGCCGGCGACGCUCGCGGCGGCGGCGAGGCUGACCGAGCUGAUGAUCUUCGCCAACCAGAUCGAAGGGCCGUUCCCGCCGGAGUUCGGGAAGAACUGCCCGCUCCAGUCGCUGGACGUCUCGGACAACCGCAUGUCCGGCCGGAUUCCGGCGACGCUCUGCGCCGGCGGGAAGCUGAGCCAGCUCCUGCUGCUGAACAACAUGUUCGACGGCGCCAUUCCCGACGAGCUGGGGAAAUGCAGGUCGCUGAUGAGGGUGAGGCUGCCCUGCAAUCGGCUCUCCGGCCCGGUGCCGCCGGAAUUCUGGGGAUUGCCCCAUGUCUACCUGCUCGAGCUCCGUGGCAAUGCGUUCUCUGGCAAUGUCGGCGCCGCCAUUGGCCGUGCCGCGAACCUGUCCAACCUCAUCAUUGAUAACAAUCGAUUCACCGGUGUUCUUCCUGCUGAAUUGGGGAAUUUAACCCAGCUGGUGGUGCUGUCGGCUUCGGACAACAGCUUCACCGGGACAGUGCCGCCGUCACUCGCAUCUCUUUCGGUGCUUUUCCUGCUUGAUUUGAGCAACAAUUCCCUUUCUGGAGAGAUCCCGCGCAGCAUCGGAGAACUGAAGAAUUUGACAUUGUUGAAUCUUUCAGACAACCACCUCAGUGGUAGUAUACCUGAAGAGCUUGGGGGUAUGGAUAAGAUGAGCACGCUUGAUUUGUCGAACAAUGAGCUUUCUGGUCAGGUGCCUGCACAAUUGCAGGAUCUGAAACUGCUGGGUGUUCUUAACCUGUCCUAUAACAAGCUCACUGGGCAUCUUCCAAUCUUAUUCGACACUGAUCAAUUCCGACCGUGCUUCUUGGGUAAUCCUGGCCUGUGCUAUGGGCUAUGUUCAAGGAAUGGUGAUCCUGAUUCCAACCGGCGUGCCCGAAUCCAGAUGGCUGUAGCCAUCCUCACAGCUGCUGCUGGCAUUCUACUCACGAGUGUUGCCUGGUUCAUUUACAAGUAUAGGAGCUACAAUAAGCGCGCCAUCGAAGUUGACAGCGAGAAUUCAGAGUGGGUACUCACAUCCUUCCACAAGGUGGAGUUCAAUGAGAGGGACAUUGUGAAUAGCCUGACUGAGAACAAUUUGAUUGGCAAGGGUUCAUCAGGGAUGGUGUACAAGGCUGUUGUCAGGCCUAGGAGUGAUACCUUGGCUGUGAAGAAGCUUUGGGCAAGUAGCACGGUGGCGAGCAAGAAGAUCGACAGCUUUGAGGCCGAGGUGGAAACAUUGAGCAAAGUUAGGCACAAGAACAUUGUCAAGCUCUUCUGCUGUCUUACGAACGAGGCAUGCCGGUUGCUUGUCUAUGAGUUCAUGCCUAAUGGCAGCCUGGGAGACUUUCUCCACAGUGCCAAAGCUGGCAUCUUGGAUUGGCCUGCGAGGUACAACAUCGCACUCGAUGCUGCUGAGGGGCUCAGCUACUUGCACCAUGACUUUGUUCCCGCGAUCAUCCACCGAGAUGUGAAGUCAAACAACAUUCUGCUUGAUGCUGAUUUUCGUGCCAAGAUAGCAGAUUUUGGCGUCGCGAAGUCUAUUGGUGAUGGGCCGGCCACCAUGUCUGUCAUUGCUGGUUCUUGUGGAUACAUUGCUCCUGAGUAUGCCUACACUAUACGUGUAACUGAGAAGAGCGAUGUAUAUAGCUUUGGUGUGGUCAUGCUGGAACUUGUUACUGGAAAGAGUCCCAUGUCAUCCGAUAUUGGUGACAAGGACCUGGUGGCAUGGGCAGCCACCAAUGUGGAGCAGAAUGGGGCAGAGUCAGUGCUAGAUGAGAAGAUUGCUGAACAUUUCAAGGAUGAGAUGUGUAGAGUUCUGAGGAUUGCGCUGCUCUGCGUUAAGAACCUCCCAAACAACCGCCCGUCGAUGAGGCUUGUGGUGAAGUUCUUGCUUGACAUCAAGGGAGAGAACAAACCGAAGGCGAUGAAGAUUACGGAGGCGCUCCCUGCCACAUGAUUUCAGGCAACGGAUGAUACUACUAGCGGUAGUAUGUGCUCUUCUUGGACAAUGUACUUGAAACCGUUGGAAUUAUAUCCAGUCCUAAGAAGUGCACCCCAGAUAGCAGCUAGGUAUCUCUGAAACUUUAGCAUUUUGAUAACCUAAUAAUGUUGGAAAUAUUUAGUCGGGUUCAGCUCUGCAUGAAUGAAAUGUGCAUGUUGCUAUCAAACUAUCUUUGUGUGGCAAAGUUUAGAUGUUCAUGACUAGUUAAUCUUUUUUUUUCCUCAUUGAGUAUAGUUGCAUCUUUCUGUGUCCA